GAAAGCUGGAUGUGCACGGAGUUUUUGCAAGUAGCUAGUUAGCUUUAGCUAGUGGAUAGGGUCACAAUGGAUAAACCUACAAGCAGCAAUGCUGCAAACUAUAAGAGAAAAUCCUCUACAAUAGAUAAGAGGAAUCUUAGAGUGCACCGUCGCUCUUUAGACUGGAAACAACAACGCAGUGAAGAAGUGAAUCGAAGGAGAAAUUGCGAUGAUAUGUCACCUGUGGUAGAAGAGACGGACAGUGCCCAGCACUCAUUCGCUGACCGCACCGUGGCUGAUCACACGGACGAGAACAGUACCCCUACUAAAAGGAGGGCGGGUAGAAUUGGCACACCCAGAUCACAGAAGAAACCCUCGAACAAAAAAGGCUUUGCGAGACUACAUCAACUGAAAAAGUGGCAGGAGGAGCGACUGUUAAAGAAGAAACUUGAGAGUGAAAGUAAAAAGCCGUUGUUUAAGGUGGGAAAGGUUAAUCAUAAGGACCUUCAAACUGCCUACCCAAAACCAGCCAAUCAAACUCAGAAAAAAACAAAGAAAGCUCCAGCAGCCCAAGCAACAGCAGCACCACCAGUUCCCAAGACUGAGCCAGCAAGUGCUGUAUCUCAGAGAGUGACUAGGUCGACUGUAUCCAGAAUUGCUCCCCAGAAAGCAGUCCCUGCUCCCAAAUCAAAGGCACCUGCUGCUAAAACAGAAAUGGUCACCAACCAGCGGUCAGCAAGAACAGCUACACAAGCGCAGUCUGAAAAACAGCAUCCGGCAGCAACAGAGGUUAGAACAACGCGAUCAAGAACUUCAAAAGCUGCCGUCUCCCAAGCCAAACAACCAGCCAGAGCUGCAGCAGCUUCCAAGAAAGCCCCAGUGGGCAAAUCAAAGGUAUCGGAACAAAAAGGGGAUCCUGCCUUGAAGCCAACUGAGCCACAGACCGCUGAUGUAUUCACAGAGCCUACGGCUAACACAGUGUUUAACUUCAACGCCCAAACGGUCUCGACAAGGCGCGGAGUGUCAGAGUCCUCAUGGGAGUUCAGCUUCACUGCACCAGCCAAUCUCAGUUCCUUCAGUUUCACUCCACUGAGUCCGUCAGCAGUGGCCAAGUUUCUGGGUUCCAGUUCUCUGAUACACAGCCCUGUGCCCAGACGUUGCUCCACGCCAAAGUUUCCAGGGCUUCAUUCUGAAAAGGAGAAAUUGUCGAGGACACCUGUGGAUAAAAAUGCAGAUGACAAACUGAAAGAAUCUGCCCAUACUGGGGCUGAAUCUAGUGAUAAGGAAGUUAACUCGGGCAGUGAUGGUUUUAAGAGCCGCAGAAGUGUGCGAAGAUCCAUACGCUUACAGCAUGCUGAGAAACUGGAUGUAGUCAGCGAGGAGAGGCUUGGGUCAUCUGUCAGUGCUGAGACUGAAGGUGCAGCAGACCAGGGGUCAGGUAGUGACGACGAACAGGGCAAGGCCAGCCUACCAGUCACGCCCAGUGAAGGUCAAGAGAUCAAUUCUGUGGCCAGUAAUAACGCACAAAAUCACAAGACCAACAUGGCAGAAGAAGACUCUGAUAGCGGGCAGGAAAUCUCAAAUGAAGAAAGGGCAAAGAAUGAUGGAAAAAAGUGUGACACUGAUUGGGAAGUUGUGAAGGGGGAGAAGACAGUGAUUGAUCAGGAGGAUGUGAUAGAACAAGCACCCGCCCACGCUGUGGAAAACCUCAAGAAAUCUGCACAGCGUGUUCGACGCAGUACCAGACGAUCACUGCGCCUCGCUUCUGCUGAGGACACACAAAGUCUCACCACCAGUGAGGGUAAAGAUAGUUCUGUGGAAACCCAAACAAAGGACACAAAGGAACCUACUGUUCUGAAAUCGACCUCACCUUCGGAAACGGAUAAUGAAGACAAAAUUGAUGUUCAUGAAAAUAGCAAGGCACUGAAUGGUUCAGCUGCCCCUGACCCAACCACACCUGUAUCCACUUCAAGGCGUAAUAGUCGCAUCAGACGAUCCCUGACUGAGACAAUAACUUCACCUGAGGCUCAAGAGACUGCUGUAGCAGAGACCACUAAAGCAGAGAAGCCCACAGGGAAGGAGACUUCAGAGGACACAGCUGUAACACAGAUCACAGAGGAGGAGACUGCUAGACCAGAACCAUCCACAAGUGACCUGACCAAAGACAAUCACAAGGAAAUUGAAGAUGUUUUCAGCAAUGUUGAGAACAUGGUCACCCCUAAGCCUACGACCAGACGCUUGAGAAAGUCCACGUCUUGUGUGGAAGAAUUCCUCUACCCCUCCCCAGAAUUAACGGCUAAAAUCUCCGCCAAGAAAUCAGCUCGUAAGAAGAGGUCAAUGUCUGCAAGGCGUGCGGACAAGAAGGUGAACAGAAGUCCGGAGGAAUGGAUAAAAAUCUUGGAGGCCAGUCCAAUGAUAGAGAUGACAAGAAGAUCCCGCAAGAAAAAGUCGCCAGAGAAUCGUCCUCUGCCAAUCGACUUUGAUGACAUUGAUUCUUUGAUCGGUGCUGGCCCUGCCACUACAUCAGAGGAGCAGGAUGUGGAAUUCUCGGCGUCAGAUAGCUUUAUCCAGCUUCAGGGCAGCAACUCCGCCAAGGACACCGCAGCAGAUGAUAUACAUGGUAACGGUGAAGAGAUAAAGGCAAAUGAUGAUAAAGAGAACAGUGCUCCAGUGACGACAACUGACAUGACAUCUGCGAUAAAAGGAGCCUCACAUCCCGCUGCUGAUGUCAAAUCAGUCUCUGACUCGCCGCAGGAGGAGCGAAAAGAGCAUGACGUGAAGUAUUUCCGUGACUUGAUGGACUCAGAGCGUUGUCGACUGAACGGCCUCUGUACCACCUGGGAAGCCAACAAUGAGUCUGAGGCUGGUCUGAGUGAGGAUGUUAAGGGACAGAUCCGUACCACUGUGGGGCAGGCCCAGCUCUUAAUGGACCAGAGGUUUAAACAGUUCACAGGGCUGGUGGACGACUGUGAGUUCAAGACUGGCGAGAAGGAGACCACAUGUUCUGAUCUUCAGGGAUUCUGGGAUAUGAUUUAUUUCCAGGUAGACGAUGUGGACAAAAAGUUUAGGGAGUUGGAAAAGCUUAAGGCUGGAAACUGGGUUAAGGAAGAAAGUGUCCAACCUACGAAAUUGAAGACUAAGAAAAAAACUGUAUCCAAGCCAGCUCAGAAGCCUGCAGGAAAGUCCAAGUUUGCAGCGUUCCGGGCCCAGAUGAAGAAAAAGAACCAAGGGGGAGAUACCUCCUGUUCCAGUGACACUUUACCUGCUGUGAAAGUAUUUGAUGCUGGUUUUUUCAAAGUCAGUAGUCCACAGAAAACACCCCCUGCCCACUGUGCAGGUGGGACUCCAUCUAAACCUCAAUCUAAGCCACAACAGGUACAGUUUGCACCGGAAGAGACAGAAUCAUCGCCUAAGAAAGAGAUUCCCCGCUUCUCUCUCUCUGGUCCCAGUACCCCUAUACCCCCGGUAAUUAACAGAACCCCCAGGCGUCGGAGUUAUGUCCCUGCCGUGCCCAGUCCCUUACUGUGUGACAUCACUCCGAGCGGAGCAAAGAAGAGGCGCUCCUACAGGAACACUCCAGUACCGGUCAAGCUGCUAAAGCGACACGCUGAGAGCACUGGAAGAAGUGACGAUGAAGAGCAGGAUAAAGUUGUCUCCCCUGUCAAAACACGAAGGCGUUCGCGUUCCAGUAGUAAAAACGUGUCCCACUUAAACCCUGCCCCAGAGCCAUCCACACCUGGAGAAUCUGACCUCAGUAAUGUGCAGAUGUACACACAGCCUCUGACUGUGCUGGAAAACAAGCAGGAAAAUGGCUUUGAGACAAAACCUAAAUCAGCUAUGAAGAAAUCUAGACGGUCCAAAUCUGCAACACGGAAGUCUGUACGGCUAAGUGUCCAUUUUGAUGCAUCUUUUAAGGAAGAGGAGAAAUCUGGAAAAAAUAUGCCUCAAACCCCUGUCAAUAGGAAUUCAAGAGUGGCGCAAACACGAGUGAGAUCGAACAGUUUCAGCAUGCCGUGCUGGGAUGACGAGGAGACGGACCUCUUCAAAGACUCUCCACGAGCCAGUACCGGCAAGGAGAACGAUCCGCUUCUGAUGUCACCAUUCACAAAGGAUGUUGCUUCACUAGCCAGCCCUAAGGCAACCAACAAAAGACGAAGUCGAAUAACAGUACAAGAGGACUUGAUUUCAUUCUCACCUGGUCCACUUUAAAUUUUUCAACAGAUACCAGAACUUUUUUAAAUGAAAAUGGGUGUUGAGGCAUGCACUUGUGUAAUUUUUUCACAGCCUGUGAAAGUAUUUCAGACUUGACGGUUGGUGUUGCAUAUUAUGCCUUCUUCAUGUAGUCAUGCUUAGUGAAGAGCUGUCCACAUUGCCUGGUUGGGAAAUUGCACAGGUUAUGUGUAUGAUGAUCAUUAUCACCAUACAUUUUCUGAUGCUUUCUCAAAACGUUUAAUACUAGUAUAAUCCUCUGCACAUGUAGGUUAUUAACUUUUCGUUUUUCUAUUCCCUGCCUUUGCUUUUGUUUUUCUCCUUUGAUCUGUCUUCUCAAUUCUCAAAGUACUCUGACAUUUUAUUAUAAUUGCAUGUAUUUUUAAUCAACAAAAAUAUCAUAAUUAAAAAAAAAAAAAAAAAAAGCUGUCAAUUCGUCUGGCCUUCGUACUAUAUAGCAUUGUAUGUAAGAGGUUGUAAAGUGGCACAUUUACAACGUACACUGUUAUAGGCAUUUUCUCUCAAAUACAUUUCAUAUAUGCACAAAAAUAGUUUAGAAGGAAGUAUCUAAUACUUUGUGGAAGAUUAUUAAGAAGACAUUUACCUAUGUGUUUGUCUACACGUACUUUUGAUUUCAUACGUUUAGAAGCAACAGGAAAAUAGACUUAACAUAUGGUACUGGUACUGGUACUGGUGCAAGAUUUAUUCGACUGUAUGUGCGGUAGUAAAAAAUGAAUACUCUUCUGUAGUAUUCCAGUGAGAUUCAGCCUUGAGUAUAUUUUAUGUUUUGUUGGGAGAAAAAGAAAAAUUACCUGAUAUGUCAGUCAGUUCUGAUGAUAUUACCUCACCCUGGUUGUUCCAUGUGCUUGUAGAGUUACAUGUAGAACUACUCGUACAUGUAUAUAGGUAUACCUGACGUGUCGCUCAGCUCUGACAGUAUAUUACAUCACCCUGGCAGUUACACGUACACGUAGGGUUACUUGACAGGUCACUCCGUUCUGACGGUAUUACCAUUCUCUGGUAGUUACACGUACACGUAGGGUAACUUGACAUGUCACUCAGUUCUGAUGGUAGUGCAUCACCCUGAUAGUUACACCUACACGUAGGGUUAGUUAGUUUCACUAUCCUCUUGUUCGUCAAAUAUCCUUGAAUACUGUUUUACAUGUAAGCGUCAGUCUAAUAAUUCAGGAGUGACAUUUUCUGUACUUAUGUUUGAGCUACAUGUAAUUUACAAGAAUAGCUACAGAGUUUAAAUAAAGGUUUAAUUAUAAAAUGUCAAUCAAAUACAUGUACUUUAUUGAUUUUUUUUUAUGGCAGACGUCUUUCUGUUGGUGUAAAGAAAAAGGUGUUGCUCUUUUUUUAAAUAUAAUAGUGCUGAACAAUUAAGAUUGUUUUCUUUUUAACUUAUACUCGAGCAAUGUACGUCUGUACCACUUUUAACCCCUAAAAUUUUCAUCAUUUUACCAGGGUAGAGUUGAGCCGAGACAUUUUAUAGUCAAUAGCUUAUUCUAAUUGUAACAAAAAAAAAUUUUUAGCAUAUACUUUCAAAAGAGCAGUUCUUUUCUUUUAUUAUAGGUGCAAGGAAUUGACAUAAUGAUGAAUUAUCAUAGGAUUAUCGUAACGUACAUCUGUUUGAGCCCCAUAGUAUCUGGCUUCGUGAUCCAGGGGCCUGAUCACGUUUGAAAAAUUGGUAAAGAUGAUAUUGUUGAGGAAUCUCUACCUUCGCACCAAGCACUUUUGUCAGAAUGGACUGUGUGCUUGGAAUCCACUAGGCACAUGUAUGUAUUUGUACUCGUGUGUAUAUGCUGUAUUUCGUUGUUAUGCGUUAAACACAGGAACCAGUUGAAGGCAGUUUGUUUGCUACUUGCGAUGGCAGAUUGUGCUACACACAUGUACAUGUGCGAUAUAUUAUUGUCUGUAGUCUUGUCAGCAUGUCUUAAUAACGUUUUAAGACAGUUGUGUUCCUUGUCUGUAUUUGUGCAGGAUUCGUAUAGUUACAGUGUCAUUUCCACAGGUUAAUCACAGUUCGUUGUAUAUCUACACCAGGUGAUGCUACGUUUGUAUUGCAGUUGUAUAAAACUUCACUGAUUUGAAACACUGUCGAUGUUUUCUCUAGUGUUGUUUUUUUUUUGUCCACUUACCAAUGUUUGAAUAGACAUCAUUGUGUUAAUAAGUAUACUUACUUUCUUUUUGUGUCUUAAAGGCGUUAUACCGCAGAUUCCGCGGCAAAACAGUUCACAUUCGCCAAUGCAAUAAAAUUUUCGGUAUUUACCAAGAAUGUCUCUCAGUGUAUAUCAGACUCCUACAGGUGCCUGUACUAAUUUUGAUGCUAAACAUUUCACAGAGCUAGAAUAUAACCCGCUUUCAUAAAUCGUCUUAUUAACAAUUUUGAAUGGUGACAAGUGCACAGACUAGGCUGAUAGUUUUUUUUAACUUAAAUAUUUGUGCUAUUCUGGAAUAAUAGAAACUCGACUCGACUCGACUAAUAAAUGUUUUGCCAAAAAUGUCCAGUAUAGCCUAUUACCCUAUAUAAUUUGAUCCGUAAAGCCUGCAGUUGUGCUAUACCUCAAUCGAAGGACUGUCAUUAUGGCAUUGCUUGGUGUCUCCCUGGGUUCACAUGUAUAUAUUUAUGAUGAAGUUUUUUGUCCUGGACAAAGAUGGCACAGACUUUUCCAAACAUGAAGAUGUUAUGUUGCGUAUUGAAAGACAUUAGUAUACGGUUGUCUGAGAAUUUGACGAGCCUUUGGCCAAGUACCCUAUUCUUCCAAGUUUUCAACCACCUUUGCAACCAAUUAUUUUGAAACAUUUUGAGAGAACUAUGGCGUAGAGAAAUAAUUUGCACAGUACUAUGAAGCUUUAAUCGUUAAUGACACAAACCAGAUCAUUUUUAGUGUCAUUUUCCAUAAUGAUCUGCAUAAAUUCCUCUGGAAAAAGUGUUUUAGUGUUGAACUGCUUGAAGGUUUACAGUAGGCAGCGUGUGAGUCACUUCCGCUAAGGAAUUUUAGUAUGGUAGACUUGGCGGUCGUUUCCAGCGAGUUCUGUUUGAUUUGCAUACGCCACACAUUGUAUACGUGGCCGCCGAGAGCUCAACCAUAACGGACCUUCUGGGUCGUAAGACCAAUUUCUGAGGACAAACGUUCAACUCUAAACAUUAAAAGACUAUGAAAGUACAUAAAACGGACUGGUGCAAAAAAAAAAGUCAGCAGUUUAUAACGAUGGUGAAGGACACCUUUACCUGCAAAGGGGCCUCCGUGACCUAGGGCAGCACAAUAACCAAGGAGCCUCUCACAAAUGUGGUCGCGGUGAGUUGGAAGUCCUUUUCGCCGGUUUCUCGCGGCUCUGACAGGAAUCUGUGGUGAGAGGCUGCCGUGGUUUUAGUGAAUUAUUCUAAGAGUACGAUGUGAAACUCCGAAUCAGAUAAAUAAAUAAACAUACCUACAAUAGCUGACCUGAUUGUAUGUAUUAUGUGGGUUUAGAUAGACGUAAUUGAAGUCAUGAUUGUAGCGAAUUUUGCGUGAACAUAUAUUUAUAUAUAAGAAGAAAAUUAGACAACACGCGAGGCGACAAAAUAACUAAAAAUUUGUGUAUGUUGAAUUAUAUUUUCCUAUAUCUUCAGAUUUUUCUCGGGAGUGCCCGAAAUGAAACUGCACUAUAUAUACCUUUUUGCAAGCUACUUUCAUGCCAUGUGGUGGAGGACAAUUGGUCCCAAGACCAUUUGCACAAAGAAUAACAUCUGAGGAACUGUUUGAACACUUAUCUCCAGAUUUAACUUUAAGCCAAGACUUUAAUUUUGUACUUAGCCCAAAAUUAAUUCCAUGACUGUAUUAAAUAGGAACUAAAUGUUAUAUUUUUGCCUUUGGACAACUGUAUUGUCUGCUGAAAUUGGCUUAAAUCUUAACUAUAAAAUAUGACUUAAUAAAGUAUUAGCUAAUACACU
Molecule: messenger RNA, 8125 nt
Organism: Liolophura sinensis
Lineage: Eukaryota; Metazoa; Mollusca; Polyplacophora; Chitonida; Chitonidae
Product: titin homolog
Exons: 19
Coding region: 67-4188 (1373 amino acids)
Biological process (GO): signaling
Source: RefSeq, a predicted model, not a curated record